Mya arenaria is the source of this 2509-nucleotide messenger RNA. RefSeq lists its product as uncharacterized. The coding region runs from base 140 to 1759 and encodes 539 amino acids. The transcript has 2 exons. The record is from RefSeq and is a predicted model, not a curated record. Lineage: Eukaryota; Metazoa; Mollusca; Bivalvia; Myida; Myidae.
CUCGAUUCCAUUUUCGAAUUUCCUAAGUGCAACGAUUGCAUCGCGGACAUCCUUUAAGUCUUCAUAUUUACUUUACUCAAAGAGAGACGUCGAUCCUUGACGGAUGCAAUGACGGACUAAGGCUUGCAUUACAAACAAAAUGGUGCUACUGGGGCCCCAAGUCGUGUUUUUGAUACUUUUCAAAGUAUCCUUGGCAGAAGAACCAUUAGAAUUAAAACCUCUUGGCGACGACGAAUUCACCGGCGAGUUCUGGACAACUUUAGUACAGAAUGUCAUUGAUUUGUUCCAUCACCAGCCGUCAUGCGACCGAGCUCAAUUCGGAGUUAUUUUCUUGGGCAACCCGGAAAACCAUAAUCUGAAUAUGUAUGUUUAUCCACACGUCGGCACGAAUGUCUAUCGACCUGUCACAGACAACAAUCAUCCAUUCUCUCCAAGCAAUCCUUCCGACUUCGGAAACUAUGUAGUUUCACGGCCUGGCUACAUACCACAGCUUCAAGACGUGAUUAAUGCUGAGGAAAUCUCAUUGGGGCACAUUCAAAGACUCUGGAACAACUAUAUCAACCGGUUCAACCAGACACCGACGCUGAUGCUGCACUACUCCUGGAUAAUGCCCUGUGAACAGUGCGUGGAUCUGAUCUUAAACUACUUUAAUUCUGAGCCGUAUGUUCGCGUUCCGCAUAGGGUCGUUGCGCACACAACUGAGGGCCAUUUUCUUUCUUACAUAUCUGAGGAACGCAACGCCAACACUCGAGAACGACUUCGUAACGCUGGCAUUCGCGUCCUAACGCAUCAAUGUUAUUCCCCGCAGCCCUCAAACAUCGACGCAGUAUUCAACAUUUCAAAGAGGUCUUUAAUUGAAGCAAGUGACAAGGCUACAACUGAGAUUGAAAUGGAGCAACCAAUCACUGAAAAACAGUGCAUGGGGAAAUGUUUGGGAACCGAAACUCUGCAAGGCUGCUUAUAUAGCUGUCUUCUGAAAACAUCCGUAUGCUGCUGUUGUCAAGAAAGUUACAAAGAACGAAUGACUGUAGAUUACGUCAAUAGGUUCAUGGCAUAUUGUAGAAAUAAGAACUUAAAGAACUGCGCACAGGAAAUGAUCGCGUCAACUUUGGGAAAUGCUUGCACCUGCAACCCGAAAGAAGUGUUUGUUGACAACAUGAACCAAUGUCUUACCGAAUGUUCCAACCUUCCAAUGUCAAAACCGUUAAAUCCCUACAGUCCAUCAACAUUUACGGGAAUGUUGCAAAGGCUGGACGAAUUAAGCAUUUAUCCUCAAGAAGUUAGCCUUUGUACAGACCGUAGAAUGCAAGGCACCAUUUGCUCUGAACACAAUCAAAUUUAUAUGACGGCUGGAAGUUCUAUUUGCCGCGAAGACACACCUUGUGACUUCUAUGGAGAAUCCUAUAAGUGGUGUUACACAGUUAACGGCAAGAAAAAGUGGGACUACUGCUGUACAGACGCAUGCGCACGACGAGGAGAAAACUACUACUGGUGUCACUCCGGAAGUACAUGGCAAUACUGCGGAAACCCCGGUACCAAGACCGUGCAUAACAUGAAUUGCCUGCCAACGAGUCCAUGCGGUCUCCACCUUGAUGUAAACUCCCGAACAGAUUACUAUUGGUGUUACGUUGAUGAGUAUCUGCACUAUGGCAGAUGCUGUCAGCCUGGAUUCCCAUGUAAAAAAUACGGCUAUAGCUACAACUGGUGCUGGACCGGAUACAAGAUUCGAAGUGGGAAGUGGAACAAAUGCGAGAAAUAAUAACGCUACGUUUUGACAGUACAGGCCAUUCCUUACGAAGAAAAUGAUAAAAAAAAUGAUGAAUUAAUAUCUACUAAAUCAAAAAUAUCAUGUCAUAUUAGGAAGAAGAUAUUGAGAUACUGUAUAUAUUUCUUAAAAACGUUUUGAUGAAAAACAAACAAACUUAAAUGAUAAUUUUUAUGAUUAUGAGAAUAAAGUGAACUUGUUUGAAUGUAUAAACGAUAUAUAUAUAUAUAUAUAUAUAUAUAUAUAUAUAUAUAUUUGUAGUUUGUACUAUUAUGCACUUAAUUAAUUUAUUUGUAUAUUUACCCGUUUUUAACACUUUAAAGGGACUAGACACCAGAUGAUACAAUUGCAAAAAAUGAAAAUUAUAAAAAAAAACUUGCAUUAAAAUGGUAUCGUUGAGUACAACGCAUUGAAUCUAACUUACUAAUGUAUCACACCGCUUAAACAUAUUUAUACUGGGAAACCCUUAUUAGCUGUUUUUAAACAGGGACGCAGAUUUGACAGCAACAUGAUAGUUCCGAUUAUUCUUUUAAUUAUGUAAAAGGAUGUUUUAUCGGCAUCUUACUACCUCGCAUUGACAAUUUUAGGCUUGUUUUGAGAAAAUACUGUAUUUGCCGAUUUGGGGACAAUCUGGUGUCUAGACCCUAAAAUGACUUUCGGAUGCACAACUUCAGCAUAAGUGUACCGGACAAUAUAUUGCAUGCUGUCCAUGAGAGUAGAUAAAUAAUAAACUCAAAGUGUGUG